Molecule: messenger RNA, 267 nt
Organism: Linum tenue
Lineage: Eukaryota; Viridiplantae; Streptophyta; Magnoliopsida; Malpighiales; Linaceae
Source: the annotation of a GenBank genome assembly
AUGGAUCAUCAUUUGGAAGAAGGGUCGUCGCCGUCAUCGGAAGGGUGGAUGAUGUACGUGAACGAGGGAUGCCGGACGCCUGACCGGGCCGAGGAUCGUAUCCCGGAGCAGGGACGCCUGUGCCCACCGCCGCCGCCGAGGAAGAAACGAGCGCCGUUUAUGCUGGGGAAGAAGAAGAGGCCGACGGUGCCCAAGGAAGGUUACUUCAACCCUCCCGACCUCCACCUUCUCUUCACCAGCCGCCAACCGACCGUCUGCCUCGAUUAG